GGUGGAGCCGUGGAGGAGCUGCCGCGCCUAUCGAGGAGCGCCUGCCUGCCUGCCUCGUUAAGCAGCGGCAGGGCAGCACUGCAGCAGCCUGCAGGAGCCGGGGGCGUCGUCGGCGACUGGGAGGACUUCAAGUGAGACCACCACUACGCUCCUCCACCACUCCACUCCACUUCACUCGUGGGUGAGAGAGGAGGACGACUUCGGAGGUCCCGAGGCCUGCUUCUUCCUUGUUUGGGAGGUUGCUGCUUGUUUUAUCUUAAAAUGGGCUCUCAUGAUGGUGAGAGUGAUGAGUUGCCACCCCCCCCUCCGGUGCCACCAAAUGUGGUGCCGAUUAAAGCUGAUGAUGUUUUGGGUGAAGGUGAAUCACCACCAAACAAACCAGCAAAGCCUAAGAAACUACCAAUGGCCAGGCCUGGUGUAGGACGAAAAGGGCAAGCAAUCCAGCUCUAUUCAAAUCACUUUAAAGUCUCGGUGAAGAAUACUGAAGAGUUUUUCUUUCACUAUGAUGUGAAGUUGAAGUAUGAGGAUGAUCAACCCGUUGAUGGGAAAGCGGUAGGCAGAAAGGUGAUUGAUAAACUGCAGCAGACAUAUCACUCUGAGCUUUCUAACAAGGACUUUGCAUAUGAUGGAGAAAAGAGCCUGUUUACAGUUGGUGCUCUUCCACAAAAAAACAAUGAGUUCACUGUAGUUUUGGAGGACACGUCUACUGGAAAUUGUAGAACUGCUGCCAAUGGGAGUCCUGAAGGAAAUGACAGUCCUGGAGGUGGUGACAGGAAGAGAGUGAGGAGAUCAUACCAGCCAAAGACUUUCAAAGUUGAAUUAACAUAUGCAGCACAAAUUCCUAUGAGCGCUAUUGGUCAAGCCAUUAGAGGUGAAGAAUCAGAGAACUCCCUGGAGGCUCUCCGUGUUCUUGAUAUCAUACUGAGGCAGCAUUCUGCAAAACAGGGCUGUCUUAUAGUCAGGCAGUCAUUUUUCCAUAACAACCCUGCAAACUUUGUUGAUUUGGGUGGUGGUGUUGUGGGCUGUCGUGGAUUUCAUUCAAGCUUUCGUGGCACACAGAGUGGACUUUCCCUGAACAUUGAUGUUUCAACAACAAUGAUUGUGAAGCCAGGUCCUGUUUGUGAUUUUCUUCUUGAUAACCAGAAAGUUGAUGAUCCUAGCAAAAUUGACUGGCAAAAGGCCAAGCGUGCUCUCAGGAACUUGAGGAUUAAAACAAUUCAUGCGAAUAUAGAAUCCAAGAUUGUUGGUCUUAGUGAGCAGAAUUGCAAGGAACAGACGUUUCCACUGAAGCUGAGGGAUGGCAGUAAUGAUACUGUUGAAGUAACCGUUUAUGACUACUAUAUGAAGAAAGGAAUUAAACUGCAGUAUUCUGGUGAUCUUCCCUGUAUAAAUGCUGGGAGACCAAAGCGACCAACAUAUUAUCCCAUUGAGCUGUGCAGCUUUCUUCCUUUACAAAGAUACACAAAAGCUUUGUCUACGCUACAAAGGUCCUCCCUAGUCGAGAAGUCUAGACAGAAGCCUGAUGAAAGGAUGAAAAUCCUUAACGAUGCGCUGCAACGUAGUAACUACGAUUCCGACCCCAUGCUGAGGGCGUGUGGUAUUUCAGUUGCUCCAAAGUUUACCCAAAUUGAAGGAAGGGUCCUGCAAGCCCCGAAGCUGAAAGCUGGCAACAGUGAAGAUAUCAUCCCACGAAAUGGAAAGUGGAAUUUCACCAAUAGGAAGCUAAUUCAAACAUGCUCUGUGGAUAAGUGGGCGGUUGUUAAUUUCUCAGCACGUUGUGAUAUUCGGAGACUUAUUCUUGACCUGAUGAGAAAUGCAUCUGCAAAGGGAAUUCAAAUGGACGAACCUUUUGAUGUGUUUGAAGAGAGCCUCUCUAUUAGGCGUGCUCCUGUGUCAAGAAGAGUGGAUGAUAUGUUUGAGCAGAUAAAAUCAAAACUUCCUGGAGCUCCAAGGUUCCUGUUGUGCCUUCUUCCUGAGCGGAAAAAUUGUGAAGUCUAUGGUCCUUGGAAGAGAAAGUGCCUUGCUGAAUUUGGUAUUGUCACACAAUGUCUAGCACCAACAAGAGUCAAUGAUCCAUACCUGCUUAAUUUGCUGAUGAAGAUUAAUGCAAAGCUUGGCGGGAUGAACUCGCUGCUGCAAAUUGAAGCAUCUCGUGCAAUACCUCAUGUGUCAGACGUACCCACCAUCAUCUUGGGUAUGGAUGUCUCGCAUGGUCAUCCAGGACAAGAUAAACCUUCGAUUGCUGCGGUGGUCAGCUCUCGUCAAUGGCCUCAUAUCUCUAAAUAUAGAGCGUCAGUUCACACCCAAUCUGCCAGGCAAGAAAUGAUGUCCUCCUUGUUUAAGCCGCGGGGAACUGAAGAUGAUGGCCUCAUUCGGGAAUCACUGAUCGACUUCUACACUAGCUCUGGAAAGCGAAAACCUGACCAUGUUAUUAUUUUCAGGGAUGGAGUUAGUGAAAGCCAAUUUACCCAGGUCAUAAACAUCGAACUUGAUCAGAUCAUUGAGGCAUGCAAGUUUCUCGAUGAGAAGUGGUCACCCAAGUUCACUGUGAUUGUAGCUCAGAAGAACCAUAAUACCAAGUUUUUCCAGACUGGAUCUCCAGAGAAUGUUCCUCCAGGUACUGUAGUGGACAGCAAAGUCUGCCAUCCUAGGAACUUUGACUUCUACAUGUGUGCACAUGCUGGGAUGAUUGGAACAUCAAGGCCGACACAUUAUCAUGUUCUCCAUGAUGAGAUAGGCUUCUCUGCUGAUGAAAUGCAGGAGUUUGUUCAUUCGCUCUCUUAUGUGUAUCAAAGGAGCACAACCGCCAUCUCAGUUGUUGCCCCAAUAUGCUAUGCCCAUCUUGCCGCAGCGCAGGUAGGCACGUUCCUGAAGUUUGAGGAGAUGUCAGAUACCUCCUCCAGCCAGGGAGGGCACACCUCGGUGGGCAGUGCACCCGUGCCAGAGUUGCCAUGUCUGCAUGAGAAAGUUAGGAGCUCGAUGUUCUUCUGCUGAUGCACUCCUUGCUCUCGAUAGUGAAGCGUGCAAACUGUAGAAGUCUUUGUCGGUUUCGGUUAGCGGAGUAUGUGUGUAUAUAUACCUAGCCUGACCAACUUGGAACCUGAAGGCUCGUUGAACUGACUUAUCUGCUGAAUCUGGCGGCCUGUCGAACCAGUCAUUUUGUUGCGCCCCAGCAGCGGGGUGCGAUUGUCCGUCCAGAUGUGAAUGGAUCAUGUUAUCAUGUUGCUGUGUGACCAAAGCCAGCUCUAUGGUUUAAGCUAAUCUCCCUUGUGGACCAUAUCGUGUCAUGUGUUGCAGAUCCUGCAGCGGGUGUUUUAUUUCAA
Messenger RNA from Panicum virgatum (switchgrass), 3323 nucleotides. RefSeq names its product protein argonaute 4B-like. Gene Ontology annotation, cellular component: cytoplasm. The record is from RefSeq and is a predicted model, not a curated record. The transcript is spliced from 23 exons. Gene Ontology annotation, molecular function: protein binding; RNA binding. The coding region runs from base 262 to 2994 and encodes 910 amino acids. Lineage: Eukaryota; Viridiplantae; Streptophyta; Magnoliopsida; Poales; Poaceae. Gene Ontology annotation, biological process: regulatory ncRNA-mediated post-transcriptional gene silencing.